AUACUUUCGUCGUAAAUGCUCUGUGGCGCCAAAAAUUCAAAAGUAUCGCGCAGCGCCAUCCGGCUUCCUGCUAUUAGGUCAGCUGAUUGUUGUCCCUCCUUGUGUCUACAAUCUCCUUUUUCCCUUGAAAGAACUUUAAGUGCUUCGGUUUCUUCACAUGCACCCAUUAGCUUCAUAAUGCAGAUGAGGGAUCCACUUCUGAGUAUGAACGGCGAGCCGUCUAUACAGGAUGACUUCAGCUUCAGAAACUCCGUUGCCAAGGCUCAUGUCACCAUUCGGAUGGGAUUUCUACGCAAGGUAUAUGGAAUUCUAUCCAUCCAACUGUGUCUCACAGUAGCGCUGACGGCCAUCGCAAUGUUUCUUCCCUCAGUAAAACUAUUCAUUAGUGAAAACCACUGGAUGCUACCAACGUCAUUCGUGCUAUCCAUGGGAACUUUGCUUUGCCUUUUUGUCAAGCGAAGGGCAACUCCCGUGAACUAUAUUCUUCUUGGGUUGUAUACUAUUCUUCAAGCUUACACAAUUAGUGUUGUGGUGUCAUUCUACGAUCAACUCGUGGUGCUCCAGGCUUUCUUGCUCACUCUUGCGGUCACUGCUGCUUUGACUACAUUCACAUUACAAACGAAGAAAGACUUCACCGCCAUGCCUGCUCUUCUUCUCUCAUUCCUGCUGGUCCUUAUCCUCGGUCAGCUAAUGAACGCCAUAUUUCCAUCGUCAUCGGGUGAACUGCUUCUUUCGAUCUUCGGUGCUGGACUCUUUUCUAUAUUCAUCAUUGUUGACACCCAACUGAUCAUGCACCGAAGCUCGCCUGAAGACUAUAUGCUAGCCACCGUUGAAUUAUACAUGGAUAUUCUGAAUUUGUUUAUACACAUUCUGCGCAUUUUGGGAGAACGCAAGUAAUCAGAUUCUUGAAGUAACGCAUCCCGAAAUUAUACUAGAACGUUAAAGUAACGAUUUACACAACUUCGCACUACGAAUAGUUAGAAAACUUUAUUUUAUGGAUUUCCUUUGGCUGCGAUGUUAUGUCAGCCCAUGAAAGUUACUGCAAUGAAACGAGUGAUACUGGUGUGUUCUAAUAGUCAUGAAAGAUUAUAAUUGUUAUGCAUUAGUAAAUUCAGCUCAAAUGUCUUUAUUGUUUCGCACUGAGUGUCGUCAUAAUAACCUUAUAAUGUGAAUAAGGUUAGGUUAAUAUGAUGAUUACUAUCUCUUGCAACCCAAAUUUAUAAGAAUUAACUUUUAUAGUGGCGGUGCUCAAUAAAAUCAUUGCACCAAUUCUUGUGCGCAUAGUCCCUGAAUUAAAAAAAUAGUUUGUCUCAGCCUACGAAGACCUUGGUAAGAAAUCAUAUUAAAAAGUACACUGGAAACAUCCAUGUGGGUCUCGUGAUAAACCUAUAAUACAACAGCGAGAAAUAAAUGCCCAGAUGAGCUACAUAUAACAUAUAAUAGGUAUAAAUAAAUAAAUAAUAUUUCAAAAAAGAUACAGAGAGCACUAUUCUCAAAGUAAUAAAUAAAGACGCAGAUCCGUAAUCGACGUCACUGAUAAACGCUUUGAUAGAACUAUCCUAUGUAUGGUUAGUGUCUAGACAACACCCAGUAAAAUAGCCUUAUAGCUUUCGUGAUACUUAAGUGUUGCAUCGGGUUAUUUUUCAGUUGAUGCUAAUCGAAAGAAAAAGAGACCAAAUAGUCGACUGUUGCCAUUGGAUUUAUUGGGGAUACCCGCAGGCUAAACUUUAGCUUUGAUGAUUAUACCAAACCUUAUAUUAGUUUAACAAAAAUUUAAACAAAGAUAAAAAAAAAUAUUGAAUGAUCAAAUAAAAAAUUAAAUCUACUUAA
This is a messenger RNA of Varroa destructor (honeybee mite), 1830 nucleotides long. Its product is annotated as protein lifeguard 4-like. Lineage: Eukaryota; Metazoa; Arthropoda; Arachnida; Mesostigmata; Varroidae. The record is from RefSeq and is a predicted model, not a curated record. Gene Ontology annotation, cellular component: membrane. Gene Ontology annotation, biological process: negative regulation of apoptotic process.